This is a messenger RNA of Chelonoidis abingdonii (Abingdon island giant tortoise), 1559 nucleotides long. RefSeq names its product fumarylacetoacetate hydrolase domain containing 1 (gene FAHD1). Gene Ontology annotation, molecular function: acetylpyruvate hydrolase activity. The record is from RefSeq and is a predicted model, not a curated record. Gene Ontology annotation, cellular component: mitochondrion. NCBI's taxonomy places the organism in Eukaryota, Metazoa, Chordata, Testudines, Testudinidae.
GGUGCAGAAAAAAGGUGUCUCCUCUGGCCAACCGUAGCUGUCGGAUGAUUGUUGUGCCUUGGUCACAGUUCAUCUUCUGACGCAGCAGGAAGUUUGCAGGGAUUAUGGCUUCUUCCAAACCUUUGGCCAGGUUCUGGGAAUGGGGCAGAAACAUCAUCUGCGUGGGGAGGAAUUACGCAGAGCAUGCCAAGGAGAUGAAAAAUGCUCUCCCUAGCGAGCCCCUUUUUUUCCUGAAGCCUUCCUCAGCCUAUGUCCGGGAAGGAGACCCCAUUAUCAAGCCUUACUACUGCAACAGUCUGCACCACGAGGUGGAGCUGGGAGUGGUGAUUGGGAAGAAAGCCCAUGCUGUCUCCCAGAAGGCUGCUAUGGACUACGUGGCAGGGUAUGCCCUGUGCUUGGACAUGACAGCCAGGGACACUCAAGCUGAGUGCAAGAAAAAAGGCCUUCCCUGGACCUUAGCCAAAGGCUUCAAUACAUCGUGUCCGGUUAGUGAUUUUGUGCCCAAGGAAAAGAUACCAGACCCACACAAGCUGCAGAUCUGGCUCAAGGUAAAUGGUGAGCUGAGGCAAGAAGGGGAAACCUCUUCUAUGAUUUUCUCUAUCCCCUACAUCAUCAGCUAUAUCAGUGAAAUCAUCACACUGGAAGAAGGGGAUCUGAUUUUGACAGGUAGCCCUAAAGGUGUUUCUGCUGUACAGGAGCACGACGAGAUACAUGCUGGAAUAAACGGCAUCCUCAGUAUGCAGUUUAAGGUGGCACAGCAAUCACGCCAAUCUUGAUGGGGGAAUCUGUCAUUUCUUUUGGGGGAGCGCUCUACAGCUGCCUUUUAAAACAGCCAAAGAAUGAAGAAAUACCUAGAUGUCUGUUCCCCAGCAGCCUAAAAGAAUGUAUUGCCCAAUCCUCUUGGAAACAAUGAAAAAUCAAACGUACUGAGCUAAAUUAGGUUUUGUGAGCCUUCUUCUUAUAAAGGCCCCAGAUAAGGACUACCACUGUUGUGAAGGUCAAGCUUUUCACAUUAUUGAAUGGCACACAGAUCCAGCUAAAAAUAUCUAUAUGGUACAGAGGCACUCAAGCAAUCUGGUUAAUGUGUUAUAUUUAAAGAAAGCAGCUUCAAAAAGGAGAGCUGGGAGUGUAUGAGAGAAAGGGAAUUGUGAUGAAAUGCCAGUUUAGGAAGUACUCUGAUGAAACUGGUUAAAUUAAAUGUUCUGUCAUACCAUUUUUGCCCUAAUCCUAAAACUAAUGUAGUGCUCCAUCAUAUUGUCUUUAAAAGAAACAUCGAUUUUUGCUAAGGCAUGCGGAGGCCCUUGGAAAUAAAUGUCCACAAAUUUAAAAUUGUUUAAGAAAAUCAGCAUUAUUCUCACCACUUUUUUUACUGCCCAUUAAUUUUUUGGUGGGGCAAAGUGACAUUAUCGGCACAUGAAAUUUGGUCUUGUUAAAGGAAAAAAUCACUCUGGUGUACUGCACCACAGGUGCAUGUUUGCUUCUUUUAUGUGACUGUCAUUAAAAGCAAAUUGUUUUUGAAAGGAGGUUAAAAAAUUAAAGGAUAGCUGGCAUACACAAUA